Molecule: messenger RNA, 1343 nt
Organism: Leguminivora glycinivorella
Lineage: Eukaryota; Metazoa; Arthropoda; Insecta; Lepidoptera; Tortricidae
Product: putative odorant receptor 92a
Exons: 8
Coding region: 5-1264 (419 amino acids)
Biological process (GO): detection of chemical stimulus involved in sensory perception of smell; sensory perception of smell
Cellular component (GO): plasma membrane
Molecular function (GO): odorant binding; olfactory receptor activity
Source: RefSeq, a predicted model, not a curated record
AAAAAUGACAACACAGAUCAGAGACGGAGCAUUAGACCUAGACUACAUUCACGUGAUCCGUCUAUACCUAGACACAGCAGGUCUUUGGCCGAACGAGAUAUUCUUCCCCAGCACCAUGCGUACACACAUCCUAUCCAUUUAUCAUAAAGUGACGUUGGCUAUACUCGUUUACGCUGAGAUCUCGGCACUGUUUCUAGUCAGAGUCAGAAUGAGAACUCAUAGUUUCAUUGACUUGGGGCAGGAUUACUUGUCUAUUUUGAUGUCUUUCGUCAUGAUUACAAGAAUGACACUAAAGCUCCAAAAGAAAUACCGGUCAGUUAUAAAAAACUUCGUUGCAAAGUUUCAUUUACUGAAUCACGAGUGUGAUUCUAAAUUUGCAACUAAGGAGUAUGAAAAGGUCAACAAAAUUUGCCGAAUAGCGACCAUAGUGAUAUUGUUAGAGUGUCUGAUGGGGCAAGUAAUGUUCAACGCAGUCCCAAUAUACGUAAACUUCCAAGCGGGGUUGUUCACGGACCGCGACCAUAGACCACCGAAUGUAACCUUCGUCCACUCUAUCAACUAUUACUUCAUCAUAGACCAAUAUAAUGACGCGAUCGGUUACACCAUAGUCUCAUUUUUAAACGGCUUCAUAUCAUAUAUUUGUGGGGUCUUGUUCUGUGGCUUAGAUCUAUUGAUUUACGUAAUUGUCUUUCACAUAUUGGGUCACUUUAAUAUACUUGUGGAUAAAAUGAGGAGCUUUCCGAGACCAAUGUGCUGCCCUGAUGAAUCUGAAGAAUCUUUAGAGAAGAAAUAUAAUGAAGAAGCAUUUGAACUGUUGAAGAAUUUAAUACAACAUGACCAGUUGAUUAAAGAGUUCUUGAACGAUACAUCGACGACCUUUAGCAUCACCCUGUGCAUAUGCCUUUUCUUCCAUCAAGUUUCUGGAUGCAUUUCGCUUCUAGAAAUUUCUCCGAUGACCGCUGAGGCACUGAUACGAUAUGGUCCUUUGCUAUUGGUGUUGUACAAUCAACUGAUACAGAUGUGCGUGAUUUUUGAACUCAUCAGUUCCAAGAGUGACACCCUCUCAAACGAAGCAUACGCGCUACCGUGGGAGCAGAUGGACAAUAGGAACAGGAAGACCUUGUUACUCUUUCUCGUGAACGUGCAGAAGCCCAGGGGUCUGAAGGCCGGAGGCUUGGUUUCAGUGGGAGUGCUCAUUAUGAGUCAGAUUAUAAAGAACUCGUUUUCUUAUUUCUUAAUAUUACGGACUGCUGGAAAUUUAUAAUUUUGAUGACGUGAUACCAACAUGUACUUAUAGAAACACGUGUAAAACUCAUUAUAACAUUAAUUAAUAUGUCUACAGA